AUGACCGUGACAGUCCCGAACAAUGGUCCCGGAGAGUACCUCCUAGUUCGAGAUGCAGCCGAGAAGGAGAGACUGGAGAUGCAAUUCCGGCUCUGGCAGUCCCAUCUUGGGUACCUGUUGCACCCGACCAUCGAACAACAUGAGCACAUGCGUAUUGCAGAUGUCGGCACGGGCACGGGUGCAUGGUUGCGCGAACUUGCGGCGGUGGUCCCCGAGACUUGCCAGUUGGAUGGCUUCGACAUCUCCGAUGACCUUUUUUACAAGAGCUUGACACAGCGCACCAAUCUUUCAUUCCAUCUGCAGAAUGUUCUCCAGCCAUUCCCCGAAGAAUUCGUGGGCAAAUACGACGUGGUCAAUGUCCGGCUUUUAGCAGUCGCCCUCUCCUCCAAUGAAUGGCCCACCGCAGUACGCAACGUGGUGGCUCUCUUGCGACCCGGUGGUCAUUUACAGUGGUCCGAUUGCGCUCCCCAGGGAUGUGUCGUCAAGGCACCUCCAGGGGUGACACCUACCCGAGCGAUUCGUAUGAUGGAGGUCUUUUACAAGACCCUGGAUAGCUUGGGAAAGACUCCAGAAAUCCACAACCUACUUGGCAUAUUCCAGAAAAGUGAACUAGUCUCUUGUAAAAUGGAGACCAUCGAACUUGACAAGCCUGAGAUGAGGGAUGAGCUCAAUCUGACUAUUACAAAUGUCAUGGCGCAUGGUCUCACAGCUUCGUUCCGGUUGCACAAGCUCGAGGAUAUUCAGUCUGAGCAACAGAUUGCCGAUUUGCGCGAUGGCGUCUUGGAAGAUCUCCGAACGAUCGGAUGCUACUUCAGUUAUAGUUUUUAUUUGGUGAUUGGACAGAAACCGUUGUAG
Messenger RNA from Penicillium oxalicum, 855 nucleotides. Its product is annotated as class I SAM-dependent methyltransferase. NCBI's taxonomy places the organism in Eukaryota, Fungi, Ascomycota, Eurotiomycetes, Eurotiales, Aspergillaceae. The coding region runs from base 1 to 855 and encodes 284 amino acids. The transcript has 5 exons. The record is from RefSeq and is a predicted model, not a curated record.